AUGGCUUCUUCUCCACUUCUCCCUCCACUCUCCACUACAUCCACGCCUGGCCCUCUCACUGGAGGACUUUCUUACGCCGCGAAUGUUUCGGCUUCUGCUGCUAAACCAGCUCCUUUUCCAGUAUCAUUCUUCUCUCCCAGUCAAAAGCUCUCUUUCAAAGGCGACGAUCUAUCUGAAGGCAAGUCCAUCUGGACUUCGACGCUUAUCGGCUAUUCUCUGGGUCCUCGGCCUUAUUACGAGCGGUUACUGAAAGCUAUGCUUAACCUCUGGAAACUUAAAGGAUCCAUGAAACUUCUAUCGCUUGCGGAUGGCUUCUUCUUACUCAAAUUCUCGACUGAAGAAGAUCUCGAUUCGGUUUUAUCUGGAGGACCUUGGUUCCUUCUUGGCAAGCCGUUCAUUCUACAGCGAUGUUCACCAAAAUUCAAGCCUAAACGCGACGAGGAUGCUCCGAUCCCGGUAUGGAUAAAAAUAGUUGACUUCCCCCUGGCUCUCUGGACGCCAACUGGUAUUUCUAAAAUCUCCAGUUAUAUUGGUAUUCCUAUUUCUGUUGAUGCGCUCACUGCAAACCGUUCUAGAUUAACGUUUGCCCGAAUUUGUGUUCUAAUCUCUAAAGAUUCACCAUUACCGGAUGAAAUUUCGAUUGAAAUUGAAGGAGAAGAUAUUACUUUAACAGUUUUAUACGACUGGAAGCCUGAAAAAUGUGAAGGUUGCGGGUCUUUGAUUCACCCUUUUUCUCUUUGUCCCAAGAAUCCAAAUCCUAAGCCUGUUCUUCCUCCCCAGCCUCCUAAAAGCCGUGGUCGGAGUACUUCAAGGCAGCCGCACAACCGACCAGCCACUUCCCAGCCUAACGCUCAUGUUCUUCCUUCAAAAUUCACCAUCCCCAUCCAGAACACCUAUCCUUCUCCUGCUCUGUUACCAACUCCGAUUUCUGUGGUUCAGCCGUUGGCUGAUCAACCUCUGAUAAUACAAAACUCUGCCUCCAACCAUAUACAAUCGGUCUUAGUCCCUCCCCAAGCUAUUAUGACCACGUCUCCUGCCAAAGCAGCCCUUCUUCCCAACCUCAAUUCCCCUACUGAAGAAACCUCUUCUUCCGAUCCUCCUUCUUCUCCAGUUUUAAACCAACCUCCAAAAAUCCCUCUCUUAAACAAGUUUGCUUCCUUACAAAAUGAAGAACACACUCUCCCGGAACCCUCUGAGGUUUUUUUCGAAAAUGACAAUUCUUCCACCUCUAUUGCUGUUGAUGAACUCUCCCCCUCUUCCAAAAAUCAGAAGCUCUCUGAAUCUACUAGUCAUAAUACUAGAUCCUCUGUUGAUAGAGGAAAAUCUCCCUCAAAGCCAAAGCCUCCUAAAGGAAAAUCGGCCAAGAAGGCCAAAGGACAAAAAUCGUAA
Messenger RNA from Dendrobium catenatum, 1389 nucleotides. RefSeq lists its product as uncharacterized. The transcript has a single exon. NCBI's taxonomy places the organism in Eukaryota, Viridiplantae, Streptophyta, Magnoliopsida, Asparagales, Orchidaceae. Bases 1 to 1389 code for a protein of 462 amino acids. The record is from RefSeq and is a predicted model, not a curated record.